Messenger RNA from Phascolarctos cinereus (koala), 2463 nucleotides. RefSeq names its product nucleoporin 62 (gene NUP62). Gene Ontology annotation, cellular component: nuclear pore; nuclear pore central transport channel. Lineage: Eukaryota; Metazoa; Chordata; Mammalia; Diprotodontia; Phascolarctidae. The record is from RefSeq and is a predicted model, not a curated record. Gene Ontology annotation, molecular function: structural constituent of nuclear pore; phospholipid binding. Gene Ontology annotation, biological process: protein import into nucleus; RNA export from nucleus.
AACCGCCUCCCUCCCGUCCCCACCCCAGAAAAUCUCAGCAUCUCGGAGCCAUAGCACCUAGGCAAGGACCCUUCAAGAUGUUCCAAUGGCCUUUUGUCAAAGGCCAAAACACCCCGCCACCCCCCACGCCAAGCCCCGGGGCCCCACAGCCGACAAAGCCCGUCAUGAAGAAGGCCGAUCAGAAGGAUUACCAGUCCGAGGAAUCUGUCCGCUAGAGCGAUACAAGAAGCAGCCAAUAGGACGUCCGGACCAAUCCGAAGCCUUCCCCCCAUCCGCCCCUCCAGUUAGCUGCCUCUGCUACAGGCUACGCUGCUUCCCUCUUACCGGACGUAGGACGCUGGCACACUGUUGCGCAGGCGCAUCUGGCUUGCAACUUCAUUUCCGGGCCGGGAGCGGGAGCGGCAGCCAUUGUGGGUUUGGAAUCAUGAGUCAUUUUAAUUUUGGAGGAUCUCCUGCCACUGGAGGUGGUUUCGCCUUUGGCCCUGCAAAGACAACUACCACCACACCAGGACCAGGCUUUUCUUUCUCCACACCUGGCUCUGGAGGAGGGUUUAAUUUUGGGACUCCCUCCCAGCCUACUGCAAGCACGUCUGCUACUAGUUUGUUCUCCCUGACCACCCCUGCCUCAUCUACACAGACUCCAGGCUUCAGCUUUGGAUCACAGGCCACAACUCCAGGUUCCGCCACUUCGGGGUUUUCCUUAGGGUUAAGUACACCAAAGUUAAAUUUGGGCAGCAGUGGCACCCCACUCUCUUCAGGUAUCACAGGGGGCUUUGGGCUUGGCAGCAGCACACUUACUAAUUCCAUAGCAAGCAGUGUGUCAAGCCAGGCCUCAACAACUGCUGGCUUUGUUUUUGGCCCUCCUACUACCACCGCCACCCAACCUACAUCAUCUAUAGGAUUCUCCUUCCCCAGUGGAAAUGCUUCCCAGACGGGGACCACUGGUUUUAACCUCGGCUCAAUGGGGAAUGCAAGUCAACCAACAGCACUUACAGGGUUAACCUUUGCUGCUGCCACUCCAGCUUCUACUGCAGCAACUUCCACACAGCCACAUACUGCCUUCAGCCUUGGAGGACAGCCUACAGGUUUAGGAUUUGGAUUAUUGGCCUCUACAGGGUCUACUGCUGUACCCACUGGAUCAUUAGCCUCAAGCUUCAGUCAGGGAUCUGCCUUGUCUUUUGGCCCAAAACUCUCAGCAGCAACUUCUGCUCCUACCACCACUUCUGGGCCUACAUUGUUUGCUUCCAUAGCAAAUUCUUCCCUUCCAGUCUCUUCUGCCCCAACCCUCUCAGUUGGAGCCCCAUCCACUUCAGUUGCAGCACCUGGUCUUGGAGUAUUGGGAUUUGGAUUAAAACUUCCUAGCUCGACAAGUGCAGCCACAUCUACUACCACUACUACGACUUCAACUACCACCACAGGCUUUGCCUUGAAUCUAAAGCCGCUGAGUACACCUGGCACUGGCAUCAUCCCUUCCACCUGUGCCACUUUGCCCUCAGCUACCACAGUUCCAAGUAUAACCCCUGUGAUGACUUACGCUCAGCUGGAAAGUUUGAUCAAUAAAUGGAGUCUCGAACUGGAAGACCAAGAGAAACACUUCCUUCAGCAGGCCACCCAGGUGAAUGCUUGGGACCGGACGUUAAUUGAGAAUGGUGAGAAGAUUACUUCUUUACACAGAGAAGUAGAGAAAGUGAAGCUGGAUCAGAAAAGGUUGGACCAAGAAUUAGACUUCAUCCUGUCACAGCAGAAAGAACUAGAGGACCUGCUGGCCCCUCUGGAGGAGGCCGUGAAGGAGCAGAGUGGAACUAUCUAUCUGCAGCAUGCAGAUGAGGAGCGAGAGAAAACUUAUAAAUUAGCAGAAAACAUAGAUGCUCAACUGAAGCGCAUGGCCCAAGACCUCAAGGACAUUAUUGAGCACCUGAAUAUGUCUGGAGGGCCUCCUGACACCAGCGACCCGCUCCAGCAGAUCUGUAAAAUUUUGAAUGCACAUAUGGAUUCUCUUCAAUGGAUUGAUCAAAAUUCAGCCCUGUUGCAGCGGAAGGUGGAAGAGGUAUCAAAGGUUUGCGAGAGUCGUCGCAAGGAGCAGGAACGCAACUACCGGAUCGUGUUUGAUUAAAUGCCUUGAGAUCUCUUGAAUAGUGUUGCCACGUUGUUCAUUACCUAUCCAUUACAUAAAAGGUCCUAGGGUAUAAACCUGAGUAAAACAUACAGUUACCUAUUGCAGUUAUUUUUUGUUACAGUAAAGUUCGUGUGGGUAUUUUUCUUCCAUUCUAAAUCUUAAGUAAGACAUACAGUUAAUCUAUUGCAGUUAAUUUUUGUUACAGUAAAGUUUGUGGGAAUUUUUCUCCAUUCUAAAUCUUUAUGGUGGUAAGAGAAAACUAUGCUGGAAUUUGCAUUAGUUCUAUCAAAAUUUUGUCAAUCUCUUUAUGCCCAUUAAAUUGCUCGAUGCUUUAUGAAGUCUUCCAA